This is a messenger RNA of Bursaphelenchus xylophilus (pine wood nematode), 4123 nucleotides long. NCBI's taxonomy places the organism in Eukaryota, Metazoa, Nematoda, Chromadorea, Rhabditida, Aphelenchoididae. The record is from the annotation of a GenBank genome assembly.
AUGUGGGGGGUUCUUCCAAUUUUGGCAGUCUCCCAAAUUUCUAUAGUAUCUCGUACGUUAAAAUCGCUGAAACUGCGGUCAAAAAAAGCGUCAUUCUUCUUUCUUAAAAAAACUCCUACAUCUUGGCCAUCAUACAUAAUUUGUCGCGUUCGUGGCACUCUGUUUCACGUGUUUCUUACCGUACUACAUGUAUGUAUAAUACAUAAACAUAUUUAUGUCAAAAAUCAGAGAACAUCCGGAAAAUAUUAUAUCCGGCAUUGACACUGAAUGAACAAAUUAGUAAUGCCUAUGUAACACCACCGUCUCAAAAAGCCACGUUAAUAUAACGAUUAUUCCCCGCAAAUAUCUGGGGAAUCGUCAACUCCCCAAUUUAACGGCUAUUCAAAUGACCCACGCAAAAAACUCUGUACUUUGUCGGAAAAUGGACUUUAAUUUACGCUGGUAAUUGUAUUGAAAAUGUAAAUAUGUCAUAGCUGUCAAUCAAAUUUGUGACAUCUGAGGGAUCAAAUUGUUCUCGGAAACGCGAAAGAUCGUGUGUUUCAAAAUAUUAUAAUUCUGACGCCGCGGAGGAAGGUAAUUAACCUUUUAGGGUAAUUGGGAUAAUUUUAAAACAAAUUGAUUAAGAUCAAAAAGAAAAAUGCCGAAGACGGUUAAGAAUAAGAUGAGGUAGGUUACGGAAUAUGGAAGGAAUUGAAAGUUUAGCAAUAGCAAAAGGAGUAGUUGUUGUUCUAAGACAGUCGAACCUGUGUACAACGGGGACCAAAAACCUACUCGGUCAUCGUUGUAUGAAGAUUCGUACAGCUUAAAAUUGACUUUCUAGCGCAGAGAAUUGUUUGCUAUAGGCAGGACUUGUUGUACGUCAGUUCGCUGGGAACAAAAUGACAUUUCGAAGACCCGAAUUAAAUUACUGCCUAAUAAUUCUGCUGCUCUAUUUUGUUCUAGUGAUUCUGCGAGCCACCUACUACUGGGACAGAGAUUACAGUUUGGAAUAUGAUCUAAUAGAUCCCUCGACGGAACACAUAGUUUCCGAGAAGGACUUCGUAGCCAGAGAAUUGAUUGACUAUGAAUUCUCCCAUCCAUUUGAAAACUCGUGUGUUUAUCCAAAUUUGCAACCAGGUAAGUUCGAGAUAUGUGUCAGAACGCUGUAGUUUGUUGGAAAAAAAUGUUAUUUUAUUGGGUUUUAGAAGACCCCACAAUUCUUGACCUCCAUCACCAUCGAGUUGAAUAUGAAUGCCCUGAAUCCAAGUUCAAUAACUUUGUUCAUCAAUUCGAAGACGGAUCCUUUAUGAUCAGCGAACCUUUUCAGUCGACGAUGCAUCUAAAUUCAAACGAUGUCAGCUGCUACUUUCGAGAACUGACUGGAGCCUUGUGGCCAACAAUAAAUGUCUAUCGGUUUAAAGGGCUGUGGAAGAAAUUGCCGUUAGAGAAAAGGUUUCGGCUCGAGAAGGACCAAUUUGUGAUCAAGUGCUGGGAAAUAGAGAGUCACACAUUGGGUAAAAAACCACACUGUUGAAUCAAUCAGUUUCAGUCUAUCACAACGCCUACUCCAACGCUCCGUUCAAACACGAAUUGAAGGCCGAAACCCUCACAAAGGAUUACAGUCUUGCUAUUUUGCAAAUCGAUUCAACCUCGCGCAACGCUUUCGUCCGCCAUUGUCCAAAAACACUCAGAUUUAUGUUGGAAAAUGGCUACGAUUUUCUUCAUGGCUACACCAAGAUCGGCGAUAACUCCGCCAUAAACACGUUGGCGCUCUUGAGCGGAAAAGUGUUUGAGCCAGAAAUAAGGAAUUUGAGUGGAUAUGUGGAUAAGCGGGAUUUUUUGGAUGAGGAUGAAACAUUGGGCAAUUUCCAAAAAUUGGUUCCGUUUUUGUUCAAUGUUAUGAAAGGUGAGCUUAGGUAAUGUCACGCUACAACUACCAACAUCUCUGUGCCUUUAAUUUGAGUCCCAUCGCUAAACACCUGAGAUCUUCUUGGCAUUCCGUCCCAUUCGAAGAUUCUCGAAGCUCUCUAUGGAAAUAUGAAUUCUCGGUAUUGUUUUUGCUCUGACUUAGAUAUUGCAGAUCUAGUUGAAUUAUUUUUUCAUUCAUUCAUAUCCCCACAGUGAUCACUGCUGUUACUCCUCCAAGGUAAAACUUCUAUUCUAUAUCUGGCCUGCCUCUUCAUAUUGCAACUGGGAUACAACACCUUAUUUACGCAGAGCAAAACUGUGUAUCUUUUUCAGAUCGUGGUUGUGUAACCUUCUUCAACGAUGAUAUUGGAAUGACAAACAAAGGGCUUUUUCAUUACCAAGCUUUCACUGGAUUCCGAUCCGUACCUACGGAUUACUAUUAUAGGUAAGAAUCUAUACAACCAUAGAAUUUUGUUUUUUCAGGCCCUAUUUUGAGUACAUUUAUCAAAAUUUCGAUGCAUCUUACAGUUGCGCCAAUGGAAAACUUCUGAUCCCAUUCUGGUUGAGAACUUGGAAGAAGUAAGUUGUAAUGUGGCCUUGCAUGUUUGUUGUGUGGCUCUAACAAGAAAUUUUUUGUUUCAGCUACCUUCUCGCCUACAAGAACUAUUGCCAUUUCUCGUUCAACCAUUACUCUCUGUUUACUCAUGGCGAUGGUAGCAAUCUACAAUUUUACGACAAGUACCUAUACAACAUCCUAAAAGAGUUAAAGGAGUCUGGAGUUUUGAACAACGCGUUUUUAUUGAUCAACGGAGAUCACGGACAGAGAAUUGUAAGGCAGCAAACAACCCGUUUCUUUCGUCAACUUCAACCGUUCUUUAGCUAUAACUUUAGCAGAGGGCAACAUCCCUGUCUUAUUUUACGUAGCAUUAAUCAGAUCAUUAAGAUCUGCCUUUGAAGCUUUCUAUUUGUUGUAACUUGUACGGAUUUUCAGCACAGAAUCCGAGGAACCUACUACGGGCGAGUUGAGGAAAGAAUGCCACUAGCCGCCCUGUCAAUUCCUCAACGAUUCAAACAAGAACAUCCCGAGCUCUACUUGAAUUUGAAGAAGAACAAAAACAGAUUUACUUCUACUUUUGAUCUUCAUGAGACUCUGAAAGAUGUCGCGAACAAUUUUAUCGCGUAUGACGGAGAAAGUGGGAAGUUGCAAAACGAUGGAAAUGGCGUUUAUAGGAUUGGAACAAGUUUAUUCCAAGAAAUCUCGAAGGACAGAAGUUGUAGAGAAGCCAAGAUACCAGAUAAUUUUUGUGUUUGUCAGGUAAAACUAAACAAAACGGAAGAUAUCGACUGGAUGGAGAUUACGGUAUGUGGAAAUUGUUAAAGUAAUCGUCAAUUUAAAGCUUCCCGGUUAAAACGAAAUUUUAAAAAUGCCUAGAAAUCUAAAAACAUUCAUUCAAGAAAAUUCAAAAUCAUCCUUCUUGCACUACAAAAAUACUGUACCGAAAACAUUAAUUGGGGUUGUAAACGCGAUGUUUAGCGGACCUUGUCUGCAAUUUAAUGCGUUUCAAAGCUCACCCGCAAAGACUUUUUGGUCUUUUUUCUGAGUGACGCGAGAGUUGAGGCGAGUGGUUUAUUAUAUAUGAUAACAUUGACGUGGUCAAAUACGGUAUUACUUUAGUAGCUUGUAAGAUCAAAAAAUAUUUUUGGGAGUUUUUUCAAAAAAUCGAGAGCUGUGAACUAAUCAAUCCCCAUUUUUUCUAGGUGAACUUUUUCCUUUUCAUUUGAUUGUCCUAGAAGUUACAGUAACCCCUUAAAUUUUUAGAAAAACGCUGGAUUUUUGAUGAAAUCACACAUAAGAAAUUUCAUCACAAAUUCAUGUUUGUCUUCACAAAAUAUUACUAUUGAUCUGCCUACCACAACUUCAAAUGUCUGCAGUAUCCGUCCAAUCAUCCGUUCGGGACCCAGAACCAUGGAUAUUUGGGAGUAUCGGAAGAAACAUACAAUUGGGGUCGAAAAUUUGACUGUUGAUAUCUUGGAUGUGGAAUUUGUUAGCACUAUUACUACCAAUGGCAAAGAGAAACUAGAGAGCGGGUGCUUUGAAAAUGGAACAAUCAAACUUCUUUUUCGAUUUCAGUAUAAUCGAAAUAACACAAAUAAUUUGAUGAAUAUGAAUGUGGAGCCAAUGAUUAUUAGUGGAAAUUGUACUGGAAGGAUAUUGGAUGUGGUUUGCAAUAAAUAG